Zophobas morio is the source of this 2490-nucleotide messenger RNA. RefSeq lists its product as uncharacterized. Lineage: Eukaryota; Metazoa; Arthropoda; Insecta; Coleoptera; Tenebrionidae. The record is from RefSeq and is a predicted model, not a curated record. The coding region runs from base 1 to 2490 and encodes 829 amino acids. The transcript has 5 exons.
AUGAUUUACUACCAAAACGUAAGAGGUUUGAGGAUCAAAUUUGUAGAUUUUUUUACGUCUGUUUUAACUGAAGCAUAUCCUGUUAUUGUGUUAACUGAGACUUGCCUUAAUGACACGUUUAGUAACACAAUAUUGAUAGAUAAGAGAUACACUGUCUACCGUAAGGACCGGUCUGCAUCAACCAGUAGCAAGAGCAGAGGAGGAGGAGUUCUGAUUGCAGUUUUGAACACCUUUCAGUCAGAAGUUAUUGACUACGACCUGUACUCAACUCGUGAAGAAAUAUGGGUGGUAAUUUACAUAAAUGGGUCAAAUAAAAUGCUGUUAGGAGCUGUUUACAUACCACCGGAUUCGAACACAGCAGUGUAUGAAGAACACGCUUCAUUUGUCGAACAUUUGACGUCCGACUACAACGAGGACAUAGUUUGUGUUGUGGGUGACUACAAUCUACCAGUUCUAGAAUGGUGUGUCGCUCCUGAUGGUGAUGGCUUUGUGCCGCUUGGAGUUAGUAAAGACGUGGAGCAGAUUGUCUGCGACGGAAUUUCAUACUGCGGUCUUUCACAACUUAAUAACAUUAAGAAUGAUAAAGGUUCAGUUUUGGACUUGAUUUUUUCAAACUGGUCCACCACACUCGUUCAACAAUGUAAUGAUCCAUUGAAUAUUUGUUUAGAUUUUAGGAAUGCCCAGUACGAUAGAAUUAUCGACAAUUUGUUUAGCUUUAAUUGGUCCAUUUUGAAUGAACAGAGUUGUAUCAAUCAAACUGUUGAGUUGUUCUACGAUUUUCUUUAUAGACUUAUUGACUGUUACGUUGCAAGUAAACGUCCACAUAAAAUUAGUUGGCCCAAAUGGAUUAGUGAUCAAUCAAAAUGUUUAAUCAAACAAAAGAAAUUUGCCCACAAGAAAUUUAAAAUUUCCAACCUACAGUCCGAUUAUAAUAUUUUUGUAAAUUUACGCAAAGCAUGUAAAAAAUCGGUUCUAAACGACAGAGAGCUUUACAUUAAAAAAGUUGAAAAUGAUGUGGUAAGUGAUAGUAAAAGUUUCUGGCACUUUGUAAACGAAACCAAGAAUGAUAAACAUACUAUGCCUUCUUUACUUCAUCUCGAGGACGUUCAAGCGACAGAAGGUCAGGACAUUGCUAACUUAUUUGCAACGUUCUUUCAGUCAAAUUAUUCUAAUCUCUCUGCUACUUCUGACUAUGUACGAGAACCUCAAGGUUAUUUAUUAGGUGUUAGCAAUUUUGUUAUUACGGUUGAAGAUAUUGUAAAUAAAAUCCGCACUUUAAAUGAUAAGACCAGUGUCGGGCCUGAUAAAAUCCCGGUAGUUUUUUUGAAAGCGUGUGCAGAAUCGUUAGCGUAUCCUCUUUAUGUGAUAUUUAAUAAAUCUAUACAAUUAUCACAAUUUCCUAAAAUCUGGAAACAGUCUUAUGUAGUUCCAAUACACAAGGGCAACUCUAAAUCAGAUGUCAAGAAUUACAGGGGGGUUUCUAUUAUUUCAGCUAUACCAAAAUUAUUUGAAGCUAUUAUUUAUGAUAAAUUGCAGAAAAUUACAAAAAAUUUUAUAAUGGAGGAACAGCAUGGCUUCUGUAAGGGUAAAUCUACUAGCUCCAACUUAUACAAAUUUGUUAACUUCGUAAGUACUGCGUUAGAAGAUGGUAACGAAGUAGACACUAUCUACACAGACCUAACCAAAGCGUUUGACAGAGUCAAUAUCAAUAUACUAGUAUCUAAACUGCACGCAGCUGAACGAGAACAAAUUGUCAAGGUAAAGGGAUUUUUUUCCCAAAAUAUUAAAGUAACCUCAGGCGUGCCACAAGGGUCUCAUUUGGGACCUUUACUUUUCAAUAUAUACAUAAAUGAUCUUAAAGAGUUUAUAGAUAAGACGGGAUUUCUGUUAUACGCGGACGAUCUAAAACUGUUUCGCGUUAUCAGGACAGAUACUGACUGCGCCUUACUACAGAAAGAGCUGGAUGGAUUUGUUGCCUGGUGUAAAAUAAACGGUUUAGAAAUUAACAUAAGCAAAUGUAAAAUCUUAAGGUUUUCACGCAAAAAAAUGCUCAUGCUGUUUGACUAUAACAUUGAAGGUAAUAAAUUGGAGCAUGUCGAUGUCUUCUGUGAUUUAGGUGUAUAUUUUGACAGGUCUGUAAGUUAUUCACAUCAUGUGGAUGAUGUUGUCAAUAAAUGUAAUAAGCGUCUAGGUUUGAUAACCAGAAUUACUAAAGAGUUCUCUGAUACGCGACCAAUCAUUAUAUUAUAUAUGUUAGUUUCAUACGAUCGUUGCUUGAUUAUGGCGUACAAAUCUAACAUAGGUUACAACAACAGCGAUUAUGUAAAACUUUUAGAAUAUUUUGGUUUACCUGCAAUAGUAACGCGACAUAAAUAUCUUGAUAUAUGCUUUGCCUUUAAUCUACUAAGCAAUCAUAUUUACUGCCCCAGUAUAUUGGAACUAUUUUAUCUACACGUGUCAAACUAUUCGAUUAUGCAAACUAUUAAAUGA